This is a messenger RNA of Seriola dumerili (greater amberjack), 2973 nucleotides long. It is a transcript of the gene cdkn3, whose product is annotated as cyclin dependent kinase inhibitor 3. Gene Ontology annotation, cellular component: nucleus. Lineage: Eukaryota; Metazoa; Chordata; Actinopteri; Carangiformes; Carangidae. The record is from RefSeq and is a predicted model, not a curated record. The transcript is spliced from 8 exons. Gene Ontology annotation, molecular function: protein tyrosine phosphatase activity. Bases 86 to 715 code for a protein of 209 amino acids. Gene Ontology annotation, biological process: protein dephosphorylation.
CGGAGCUGUCAAAACAUGCACAGGAGCAGAGCGUGACUGGUGAGAAAUAACAACAACACGGACAUACUUGUUGCGGGCUGAAGCCAUGAGGACGAGUGAGUUUGACUCCUCAUCUGAAGAGGAGGAGGUCGGAGAGGAGCAGCUGACGCCCUUCCACAUCUCCUGGGUACCUCUGUCCAUAGUGGAGUGCUCGCAGUUUCUUGGGAUAUGUGCACUACCAGGUUGCAAAUACAAAGAGAUCCGCAGGAGUCUGCAAAGAGACGUUGAGGAGCUUCAGAACCAGGGGGUACAAGACGUGUUUGUUUUCUGCACCAGAGGGGAACUGAACAAGUACAGGGUUCCCUCCCUGCUGGAGGUCUACCACCAGCAGGGCUUCACAGUUCACCACAUGCCCUUCCCAGACGGAGACGCUCCUGAGCUGGAGCAGUGCUGCAGGAUCCUUGAGGAGCUGCAGGUCAGCCUCGAGAACAACAGGAGGACAGUGAUCCACUGUUUCGGAGGCCUCGGACGCUCUGCAUUAAUCGCCGCCUGUCUGCUGCUUCAGCUCUCUUCAACAAUGACAGCAAACAAAGCCAUCGAAAUCCUCCGGGAGCACAGAGGAGGAGGAGCAAUACAAACUGUGAAGCAAUACAACUUCCUCCACGAGUUUCAAGAAAGGUACACAGCGUACCAAGAGAGCAGAGAGGUUUCCACGGAGCGCUCAGUGUCUCGGUGAUCGCCGUUUCACUCAUUCAAAUCGUGACUCAUGAAAAUAUUGAUCCCUUCAAACUUGCUUUUCUGUCAGUGAUUCUUCUUUUGAUUGUGUGUGUGUGAUAUAAUUGUAUUCUCUAAUGAUUGCACUUUAACAGAAUACUCUAAUAUAUUGCUUUUUGUCAUCCUCAUUAUAAUGGAAUAAAGACGUGAUGAGGAAACCGUUGAUGUGUUGGCAGUGAGUUCAGAAUAUAUGUCUUCACAUGUUUAUAAUAACAGAGGUGUCUGUUCACCUGCUGUAGUAAUGGAGCUGGACUCUAUUUUAUAUAUUUUAUUUUGAAAAAGUGACUUAAACUAUAUUUUCUAAACCUCACUUGAAUCAAUAUCACAAUAGUGAUACUGAAAUGUGCUUAUUAAUAUUGUGAUAUUGAGGGAAGGGAGAUUUAAUGAAGGAUUCAGCGUCAUGCAUCAGACAUAAUUUCCUUACAUUUGCAAAAACAAAAAACAUCAAUUAGUAAUUUUGUGAUGAUUUUGCUCAGAUCAACUAACUCAGAAAACAGAAUUUCAUCACGAAACGAUAUUCAAAAAUGAUUUCCUCCUUGUUCUUCUCAGAAUCUGUUUUCCCUGCAAACCACUGCUCCUUCUUGCAACAUUUUAUUUCUCAAUCACAGUGUCACAUGUAAGUGCUCUGUCCUGGCUGCAUUUAUUUUCAGGCUGGGGAAAGUACCCUUGAGCAAAACUUGAUAACGGCAUGCUGGCUAAUGUUUGUCACUGGACCUGAGCGUUAGGAGACUUUAAUAUCUGGAAAAAAACAAAACAACCCAGAUUUCUGUUAAAGUGCAUUUGUUUAAAAAGACUUUCAUGAGGAUUUUUUUUUUAGAAUGAGCUCUGAUUUUAAUCAACGCUGUGAUUGAAUGAUUUGAGAUCUUGAACAUAAUUAAGGAAAUCUUUAAACCUUAAUGUACAGGUCAGAGGAAAUGCUGGUUUCAUCUCGACACUCUGCUGUUAAGAGUUUGUUUCAUAUGUAACGUGUUUUUAAUCCCAUUUAGAUCAACAGCAAGAAAAACAUGUUUUCAUGGAUUUCCAGUUACAAAAAGUAUUUUAAAGUCUAAAGUCUUUUGCCUAAAUGUGUCCCACAUCACACAAGAAUCAUGAAGUACGUGAGAUAAAAAUUGGCCUUAAAUAUUAUAUUCUAAUCUCCUUUUAAAAACAUUGAUCUAAAAUAACAUUCCAGUCCAUAAUAAGAGUGGGAUCAUUUUAUUUAGAUUCAAAUAAACUCAAGUUGUCAUUUCCUAGACGUGACAAGAUGGGAUCUAAUACAUAAAAAUUUAAUUUUAUGUGACAAAUGAUCUUCCCUUUCCCUGAUAAAUUUACACAUUUUGAAAAUGGAAAUAAAUACUCUAGUAUUUCUGAAAAAUUAAGUCUAAUUGCGCUGACACUACAGAAACAAAAACACCACUUCCCAGAUUUUGAUUCUGGAGACGAGCGACACUGCGAGGAGUGCUUGAUAUCGUGGAGACAUGAGAAGUUAAAAUUAAAAAACACUGAAUAAGAGUUUUCUAACGACGUGGAAUAUUUGGUUGUGGAAAUGAACAGAAUGCACAAUGACAAAAACAGUUGAGUUUGAAAAGGUACAUUCAACAGUAUGGCACGUCAGCAGUCUCGUACUCAAAGCUCAAAUGCAGAAAGAGAACAAAAAAGUUCCGUUGCUUCCUAAUGCUGAAAAUAUUGUACUGUUGAGUCUACCUUCUUAAUUUAUCGAUAGCUGCGGGGGCGAUUCUACAGAAACACAUGUCACAUACACGUUGCUUUCUACUCUGGAUUCACACUUAAAACAAAUAUUGCCAUUUAUUUCAACAGGGAUUACAUGGUUUAAACGUGAUAGACAGGUCUGAAGUACGGAAACAAUACGUCAGACGGUUUGAAAACUGAUGUUGUGACAACCAGACUGAUUGUCCCUGUGCAACAUGUUUCACUAAGUGAUAAUAACCCAUGCACUUCAGCCCUCACCGUACAUUACUGUACUUUCAUGUAAAUGUUAAGACUUAAUGUGUCUGUGGGCAAGAACAUAAGUCUGGUUUGCACUUUGCUAUUUGUUUUAGUGAUGGUAAUGGAUCACUUGGCAGGUAUAAAUUAGCUGUCGAAGCCCAGGAUCUAAUUCGCAGAAAAAGCUAAUGCAAUUCAGCACACAGCUUAGAUUCUCACAGAUAUAUGCACACCUGAAAAUUAUGUCUGCCUAAAAUUUGUAAACACUCAGAAGUUGGGAACCAAGAUGAAAAAAAA